AUGGCACAAGAUGAACGAGUUACGUCUAACAGGAUGACAAUCUACGAGAAAGCAAAGAUAAUCGGAGUGAGGGCGUGCCAGCUUGGAGACGAUGCAGUGGCAUUUGUAGACGUAACUGGAAUGACAGAUGCGAUGGAAAUAGCAAAGAAGGAGCUGAAUGAGAAGAAGCUGCCGUAUAUAAUAAGAAGGAAGCUUCCAGAUGGGUCACAUGAAGAUUGGAAGCUGUCUGAGAUGCUUAUUCCUGACGUAGACUACGACUGA
Messenger RNA from Enterospora canceri, 261 nucleotides. NCBI's taxonomy places the organism in Eukaryota, Fungi, Microsporidia, Enterocytozoonidae. The record is from the annotation of a GenBank genome assembly.